Cicer arietinum (chickpea) is the source of this 3074-nucleotide messenger RNA. RefSeq names its product probable myosin-binding protein 4. Gene Ontology annotation, molecular function: myosin binding. Lineage: Eukaryota; Viridiplantae; Streptophyta; Magnoliopsida; Fabales; Fabaceae. The record is from RefSeq and is a predicted model, not a curated record.
AUAAGGCAAAAAAAUAACAAGUUCUUUACCAUUUCAGAUCAGAAAAGAAAUGAUCUCUGUAACUUCAUCCUCCCUCUUUACCCUUCGUCAAGUUACAGAACAUCUUCUAGCCCUAGGCUUUUGGGAUUUUAGUUGGGUGGUUGAUAAUUUGAUUGAUGAAUUUCACAGUCAUAAAUCUUUCUUUGGAAUUGUAAAGCAAUUUUAGUGGAAAUGGCACCAUAUAGAAGUGAAACUUCAUUUGUCAAAACAAAGAGGAUGGAAGGUUUCACUGAUCAUCUUACAUUUGCCGCUUGUGAGUGGUUUUUGAUAUUCCUAUUGUUAUUGGAUUCAUUGUUUUCAUAUGUGCUAAAAAAGUUUGCAAGUUAUUGCCAGUUGCAGUUGCCUUGUUUGUUAUGUUCUAGGCUUGAUCAUAUCUUAGAUGGUGAAAAGCCAAAUUUUUAUCACAAUCUAUUUUGCAACAAUCACAAAUCAGAAAUAUCGACUAUGAUGUUGUGUCAUAUUCAUGGUAAGCUUGUGGACGGUCAUAAGAUGUGCGACAAUUGUCUUCUGUCGCUCACUAUAAACACCAAACGCAACACAAAAACUCAUAGGUUGUUGGCAGGUAAAUUUGGUGUUGUUCUUGGUGGUUCUGGUUUUCAAAACUCGUCGUUGAGUAGAGAUUUGUUUGCCGGACCUAUGGGAUCAAGGUCGUGUAUUUGUUGUGGUAAGAUUUGGAAGUUAGAGCACAAUGGUAUGAGAUCUGUCCAAUUAAAAUCACUUGGGAGAGCCGUUCUUAAGCCAUACAUUCCUCUGCCGCAUCCACCGAGGCCAAGCCGGUUAAAUCGUCGCGAUAGCUUCAAGAAAAUAAGGGAUAUAACUUCUGAAUCUGAAGGGAAAAGAAGUAUAUAUAACGUUGGAUACAGUGAACUGAAACUUUAUUCUGAUUCUGAUUCCGAGUUUCCAUUUUCCGAUGACGAUGAUGUUCGUAGUGUAUUUCAUGAAAAAAUUGAAGCUGGCAAUGACAACAACGCUCAGAGUACAUCAGAAACUCCCACAAAAUGUGAUAAGAGUGAUUUGAAUCCAACAAAAUCAAACACUAGUUCUCCCCUACAUGUGCCUUUACCUGAUAUCAGCGAGCAACAAGAUCAGAAUGACAAUGGUGUUAUAGAAAAUAACUGGCCACAAGCCGAUCAAAAGUCAUCAAGUUCUGACCUGCCUGAGCUCAUUUCACUUGAUGUGGUUUCACCGUCGCCUGUUGUUGCAAAUGUUUCAAAUAGAGAAAUAGAGUCAGAAGACUGUAAAAUUACCGGUCAUUUUGAGAAUUCUCUUCCUGCUCACUUAUCUGAGCUUAUGACAUUGGAUGGUAUUCACACACUAGUUGGAGAAUCGUCAAAAAAAUCUGUAGAUGUUACACAAGCACAAGAUACUGGACUCGUAUCCGAAAAGCACAAGAAAGUCUCAGAGAAGAUUGAUAGAAUGGAAGGUGCAUCUACUGAAAUUGAUUUGAUAGUAUGUGAAUCUGCUCCUAUGAGUCCUACACAAGAGAAUCCGAGUAACACGAGUAAUGCCUCUGUCGCCACCAAUGGAAGAGAAGUACCUGGUUUUUUCAUAGAACAACCACCCUCCAAGGAAGUUGAUGAAGUCAAGGAAGAUCUAGAGUUAUCACCACAAUCACAAAAUUCUUCUCUCCACGGGUCUAACGUGUCAUCCGUUGUUCCCGAAAAUCAUAUUCACUCCCCUGAGAUACAUGCUGAGGCUUCUAGUUCAAAUGGAAAUCAGAUACUUCAAAACUCUAACUCAAUGGAAUCUGGUAUUGAAUCUGUAGAUGGAAACAAUAUUAAUGAAAUUGAAGGGGAAUCUAUCGUUGAUCGAUUGAAGCAACAAAUUGAGGAUGACAAGAAAUGCAUGGAGGCUUUACAUAAGGAACUAGAGGAAGAAAGAAACGCUUCGGCUAUUGCUGCAGACGAAGCAAUGUCUAUGAUCACAAGGUUACAGGAGGAGAAAGCUGCGUUGCAGAUGGAGGCUCUUCAAUAUUUAAGAAUGAUGGAAGAACAAGCAGAAUAUGAUAACGAAGAAUUUGAGAAAGUUAAUGAUCUGCUAACAGAAAAGGAAAAAGAAUUACAGGAUUUGGAAGCCGAGCUUGAAUACUAUAAGUCAAACUCAGACCUUACGGACAAGCCUAUGAUCCAGGGUAUGCAUGAGGACGGUCGGGAUUCAAAGAGGGAAAAUGUCAUGGCACAAAAUAUUUGUCUUCAUAAUAUCACAGAUACUGUAAACAAUUUUUCCAAUUCAAAAUCAUCUGAGGUAUCCAAAGCCAGUGAUGAAGUUGUGGCCGGUGGAACCUCUAUCUUAGAAUUUGAAGAGGAAAAGCAAUACAUUUCACAUUGUUUGGAAUGCUUGGAAAAGAAGCUUCAUCAAAUUUCUUGUAGUAAAUUUUCCUCCCAAAUGCCUAAUGCAAAACCUGAAAAGCUUGAAAUCAGUAAAUUGAAUCAACAAGGAGUUUCUAACAGAGAGGAGACUGAUUUGUCCAUACACCAAAAUCUAACAUCGAACAAAAGUUAUAAUGAUAAGGAUGAAUCAACUGCAUCAGAUACUGAUGAAUGUUCUCUUAGUAUUGAAAACAAUCGUUCCACAUUUGUUGAACCAGAAACUUCCAAACCUAGUAGAGAAAUUGAUUUGGUUGCUCUAGAAAAUGAAAUAUCAGACCUAAAUGAGCGGUUGGAGGCACUCGAAUUUGAUCAUGAUCUUAUUGAGCACAUAACAAAUUCUCUUCAAAAUGGAAAUGAUGGAAAACAGUUUAUUCAAGACAUUGCUCGUCAACUGCACGAGCUACGGAAAAUUGGAAUGAGAUCAAGAUGCAGACAUACAAAGAAAGGUGGACAUGUUUUUCUGCCUGGAGGUUUUUGUUUGAUAAUUACGGAAAUUAAUGAACAAACUUAACAAAUUAUAUGCAUGCAAGAUCAGAAUCCAGAAUCGGGAUAAUCCAGAAUCCAGAAUCAUGUAUAAUUCUUUGAUGUCUAUAUAUCGUGGAAAGCCAUAAGAUAAUCUCAAGUGCAAACACCUCCACAUAUGCUCGGAACAAGUUCAUAAUUAUA